Molecule: messenger RNA, 1071 nt
Organism: Paraglomus brasilianum
Lineage: Eukaryota; Fungi; Glomeromycota; Glomeromycetes; Paraglomerales; Paraglomeraceae
Source: the annotation of a GenBank genome assembly
AUGAAAGCAUCUCAUAGACUCGAGGUCUUGUCGCUUUAUCGGGGCAUUCUCAAGGAAGCAUCUCUAUUUUUUGAUUCAGACGCAAGAAUCUAUCUAAAAGAACGUACAAAGGAAAGAUUUAGAGCACACAAAGACGAAAUAAAUGUGCAACGAAUCAAAAACCAACUUGCAGAUGCUAGGAAGGCAUUUCAUCAGCUGCAAAGAGCAAAUGUAUACGACGUAAAAUCUGUAAUGCGUAUUUUGGAAUUUUCUUAUGGUAGACGAGGCAAGAAAAAACAUGAACUUCUCAAACCUUUCAUCUCCUUUCCAUCCGCCGCACCCGCACCUCUUAUUUCGCGUGUUCCACGCACCGCACCGCCCCGUAUCCCACCUCCUCUCCGCGCACUGCUCGCCUCACAAGUAAAAUCAAUUGAUCCCAUUCUUCCUAUUCCAAAGCAUAAACCACUUCACCCGCGCCGAGAGGCUAAUUUGCGAUGGAGACAUUUUUCGAAAAUAACCAAACAGGUGUUGCCACCCUUGCCUCAAGAUGUGGUUAGAGAGUUGGAAGAGAAGGCAGGGAAAAAUUUGGGGAAUGCGGAAGUAGAAGAGAGGAUGAAUGAUAGGCGGGAGUUGGGCGAGAAGGAAAAGAAGUAUCUGGAUGAGAGGAGAGAAACAGAGGAUGUACCAAGGUCACCGAGAGACAAAGUUAGAAAUGGAGAACCAUAUCAUGUUGGGCGACCGCAUACCCCAAGAUCAAGAUUAAUUAGGAGAUUUUAUCAAAAAUUGUUGGCCCAAGUUCCAGUUAUGCAUAUGUCGAUAACUGAUAAAGACAAGAAAAAUAGCGAAGAAAGCCGAUCAACGAAUCAUCAUGAAACUCAUUCUCUCGAAGUUUUGAUAAAUAUGCCAAACGUACAAUACAAGUUUAGUAAAUCUGCCUGGGCAGACAGAAGACCAUUACCUCUUGUGAGCUGUGAGGAUAGAGAAGGAUUAGAAGACAACGAAUUAGAAUCGAAAAGGAAGGAUAAAGGGAAGACAAAGAAUGAGCGUAGAGAAUCAGGACCACUAAAGAAUAUUAAAAAGAGUUAUGUGUAA